Molecule: messenger RNA, 1634 nt
Organism: Salvelinus namaycush (lake trout)
Lineage: Eukaryota; Metazoa; Chordata; Actinopteri; Salmoniformes; Salmonidae
Product: methyl-CpG-binding domain protein 2-like
Exons: 5
Coding region: 361-1011 (216 amino acids)
Molecular function (GO): DNA binding
Source: RefSeq, a predicted model, not a curated record
GUCAGUGUGUGGGAAGUGCUGAAAUAUCUCAACGUCACUGCCACCGCGGCGGUCGAGUACUGAGAUACAAUUGCCGUGUCUCAUAGUUGGAUAGUUGAAGAUCAAAGAGGGAAAACCUGUCAAACCAACGAUAUAGCUAUCUAUCUACCGAAAGUCCUCGAUACAAAUCGCGGAAAUAAGAAGUUCCUAGUUUCGCUCUGGUUUCAAGUAGUUAGCAGUUGAAACGUUUUUUUAGGUAGCUUCACGUUCACGUUAGAUCGCCAGGUCAGCUGUAUUUAUUAACACGUUGUUGUAUUCUUUAGCUAUUUCGUCGGUCUUGAAUAACGAUUGGGGUGAUUCCCAAACGUAAAGUAUUGCUAGAUGAUUAUGGAGAAGAAGAGGAUGGAUUGCCCCUCUCUGCCACCGGGUUGGAAAAAAGAAGAAGUGAUCCGGAAGUCAGGGCUCAGUGCUGGCAAGUGUGAUGUGUAUUACUACAGUCCCAAAGGGAAGAAGUUCCGGAGCAAACCCCAGCUGUCCCGUUACCUCGGCAACACGGUGGACCUGGGAUGUUUCGACUUCCGAACGGGCAAAAUGAUGAUGCCCAGCAAGCUGCAGAAGAACAAACAGAGGCUACGGAAUGAGAACCUCACCAUCAACAAGUCUGUCUGUGGAGGUUGGGGUGUUCUGCCUAUUGUUCUGUUUGUGACCGUGUUCCUGCGGUCGUGUUGUCCUGUAUCAGGCGUGGGUCCAGACACGUCAGACGAGACUCUCCUCACGGCCAUCGCCAGCGCCCUCCACAUGAGCUCCUCCCCCAUCACGGGCCAGACGACCUCGGCUGCAGAGAAGAACCCUGCUAUCUGGCUCAACACGUCGCAGCCCCUCUGUAAGGCCUUCAUAGUCACCGACCAGGAUAUUCGGGAACAGGAGCUAAAGGUGAUCCAGGCCCGCAGGACUCUGGAGGAUGCAUUGAUGGCAGAUGGGUUGGCGCGGGCCGUCGAAUCCAGCAGAGACUCAGAGGAUAAAGCUGCAUAGACCAAACAUGGCAGGUUCCACAAUGCCCAAGAUGAAGACAGUCAUCACACACAGAGGCCGUGUCCCAAAUGGCAGCCUAAUCCCUGUGUAGUGAACUACUUUUGACUAUGUCCGCUAUGGCCCCUGUCAAAGGUAGUGUCAUUACAUAGGGAUUAGCGUGUUAUUAGGGACUCCUCCAGAGAUGGUCCUCCGUUAAUCUGCCUUCUAAAGAGCUCGACGAACGGACCCGUUGCACAACGUCACACAUCCCUUGAUAUCUAACUCACCUAGCUUCAAACCAAGGCCUUUUUUUUUUGGACUAAACUAUUGUUGAUGUAAAUAUCUAUAUAUAAUUUCAGAACAAUGCUUAUUUUGUGUCAUAAUUUUUUAUUAUAAAGGUGAAUAUUGAGCAAUACUAUUUGAACUUCUGGGAACUUUGUUGCAAUCUGCUGGAUUGGUAUUGCUAACUAUUUUAGGGAUUGAAUAUUAUUUUCAGGGUUUGUUAACACAUGAUUCAUUCAUUUACAUGAACAUGUAAAUGGAGAAAAAAAACUCUUUAUUUAAGACAAAUUUUAUACCUUGAGAGAACAAUGUGUAAAUUUCUUGCAUCACGUUAGAGUAAAUAAAUCAUUAUAUUCACAAGC